AUGAUGUCCCUUCGCUCCGCUGUGCGGAGAGCUUCUACUAAGCCCCUCCGUUCCCUCUCCGCAUCGACUGCCUCUCCCCUCCGAGCUGGCAUCACUGGUGUCAAGGCUACCACUCGCCAAACUCGCCACUACUCCCGCGCAACUGAUCCUCACCUGACUUCCACCCGCAGCACUGUCGUCCAGCUGCUGAGCAACAUUGGCUCCAAGCGUGAGGUCCAGCAGUACCUGUCCCACUUCACUUCAGUGUCCUCGCAGCAAUUCGCCGUGAUCAAGGUCGGUGGUGCCAUUAUUACCGAGCACCUCCAGACUCUGUCCUCCGCUCUCGCUUUCUUGAACCAUGUCGGUCUCUACCCGAUCGUCGUCCACGGCGCCGGCCCCCAGCUUAACCGUAUGCUGGAGGCUGCCGGUGUUGAGCCCCAGUUCGAGGAUGGUAUCCGAGUGACGGAUGGCAAGACUCUGGCCCUGGCCCGCAAGCUCUUCCUGGAGGAGAACAUGAAGUUGGUUGAGGAGCUUGAGCGCAUUGGCAUUCGUGCUCGUCCGAUCACGGCGGGCGUUUUCUCCGCCGAUUACCUCGACAAGCCUAAGUACAACCUGGUUGGUAAGAUCAAUGGCGUGGACAAGAAGCCAAUUGAGUCUGCUAUUGCCGCUGGCUGCCUGCCUAUUCUCACCUCCAUGGCUGAGACCCCCGAUGGCCAAGUGCUGAACGUCAACGCGGAUGUGGCUGCCGGUGAGCUUGCCCGCUCUUUGCAGCCCCUCAAGAUCGUCUACCUCGCUGAGAAGGGCGGUCUCUUUAACGGUGACACCGGUGAGAAGAUCUCCGCCAUCAACCUCGAUGAGGAGUACGACCACCUGAUGAACCAGUGGUGGGUGCGCCACGGCACUCGUCUGAAGAUCAAGGAGAUGAAGGAUCUUCUUAACGAUCUGCCUCGCUCUUCCAGCGUUGCCAUUAUCCACCCCGCCGACCUCCAGAAGGAGCUCUUCACCGAUUCCGGUGCCGGUACCCUGAUCCGUCGCGGUAACAAGAUCCAUGUCAAGACCUCUCUGUCCGAGUUUGAGGACUUGCAGGCUCUCAAGGAUGUGCUGGUCCGUGAUCGCGAGGGUCUUGAUGCCCGCGCUGUCGUUGACCGCUACGUUGAGGGUAUGCAGGAGAAGGACUUCAAGAUUUACUCCGACGAGCCCAUGGAGGCUCUCGGUGUUUUGGCCCACCUUGCCACUUUCACCAUCACCAAAUCCGGCUGGUUGACCAAUGUUGCUGACAACGUCUUCGCCAGCAUCAAGAAGGACUUCCCCAAGCUGGCCUGGACUGUCAAGGAGGAUGAUGAGAACCUCACCUGGUUCUUUGACAAGGCUGAUGGCAGCCUGAGCCGCGAUGGCCAGGUCCUGUUCUGGUACGGUGCCGAGAACGGCGAGGAGGUUAAGCACCUCGUCCAGGAAUUCAACCAGCACGGUCGCCAGAUGUUCGGUGACAUCAACCUCGAGUCGCGCCUCCACCGCGCUGCUGAGGCUGCUACCCACAUUGGCAAGGGCUUCGGAGCUAGCGGUGCUUCUGUUGAGCAGAAGCGCGGUUUCUCCACUGCCACCAACGCUCUGCGCAUGUCUCGCGCUAAGCGUCCGGCUGUUGCUGCCAGCGCUGUCCGCACUUUCGCCACUACGAACCCCAACCCUCCCCUUGGAGAGAAGAACAUCUCCAACACCCAACCUGCGAGGGUUGCUCUUAUUGGUGCCCGUGGUUAUACCGGCCAGGCUCUUAUCAACCUGCUGAAUGCCCACCCCAACAUGGAUCUUCGUCAUGUCUCUUCUCGCGAGCUUGCUGGCAAGAAGCUUCAGGGCUACGAGAAGCGUGAGAUCAUCUACGAGAACCUGAGCCCUGAUGAUGUCCGUAAGAUGUCCGCCAACGGCGACAUCGACUGCUGGGUCAUGGCUCUUCCCAACGGUAUCUGCAAGCCUUUCGUCGACGCCGUCGAUGAGGGCUCCGAGAAGGGCAACGUCAUUGUUGACCUGAGCGCUGACUACCGUUUCGAUCCCAAGUGGACCUACGGUCUUCCUGAGCUGGUUGAGCGAUCCAAGAUCGCCCGUGCCACCCGUAUUGCCAACCCUGGCUGCUACGCCACUGCCGCUCAGCUUGGUAUUGCUCCUCUCGUUCCGUUCCUUGGCGGCCAGCCCACCACCUUCGGUGUGUCUGGUUACUCCGGUGCUGGCACUAAGCCCAGCCCCAAGAACGACGUGCAAUACCUGACCAACAACCUCAUUCCCUACAGUCUGACUGACCACAUUCACGAGCGUGAGAUCAGCUCGCAGCUGGGUACCAGCAUUGCGUUCAUCCCCCACGUUGCUGUGUGGUUCCAGGGUAUCUCUCAUUCCAUCAGCAUCCCAUUGAAGCAGAAGAUGACCUCCCGUGACAUCCGCAACCUCUACCAGGACCGCUACGCCGGAGAGAAGCUCGUCAAGAUCGUUGGCGAAGCCCCUCUUGUCAAGGACAUCGCUGGCCGUCACGGAGUCGAGAUCGGUGGAUUUGCCGUCCACUCCAGCGGCGAGCGCGUUGUUGUCUGUGCCACCAUUGACAACCUGCUGAAGGGUGCCGCCACCCAGUGCUUGCAAAACAUGAACCUAGCUCUUGGCUACUCCGAGUACGAGGGCAUUCCUCUCGACUAA
Messenger RNA from Penicillium nucicola, 2652 nucleotides. It is a transcript of the gene argEF, whose product is annotated as bifunctional acetylglutamate kinase/N-acetyl-gamma-glutamyl-phosphate reductase. NCBI's taxonomy places the organism in Eukaryota, Fungi, Ascomycota, Eurotiomycetes, Eurotiales, Aspergillaceae. Gene Ontology annotation, cellular component: cytoplasm; mitochondrial matrix; mitochondrion. Gene Ontology annotation, molecular function: NAD binding; arginine binding; L-glutamate N-acetyltransferase activity, acting on acetyl-CoA as donor. Bases 1 to 2652 code for a protein of 883 amino acids. The record is from RefSeq and is a predicted model, not a curated record. The transcript has 4 exons. Gene Ontology annotation, biological process: L-arginine biosynthetic process.